This is a messenger RNA of Diprion similis, 1830 nucleotides long. It is a transcript of the gene eIF3l, whose product is annotated as eukaryotic translation initiation factor 3 subunit L. Lineage: Eukaryota; Metazoa; Arthropoda; Insecta; Hymenoptera; Diprionidae. Gene Ontology annotation, biological process: translational initiation. The record is from RefSeq and is a predicted model, not a curated record. The transcript has 3 exons. Gene Ontology annotation, molecular function: protein binding; translation initiation factor activity. Gene Ontology annotation, cellular component: eukaryotic translation initiation factor 3 complex; cytoplasm. The coding region runs from base 121 to 1746 and encodes 541 amino acids.
AACCAGAGAGUACCUAGGGGGAAGUAACACAAACCAUCUGGCAACGCUGCCUUUCGGCCAGCUGCUUUCAUAGGAAUACGUGAGGUUAACUUGGCACGCGUCGUGUGGGAAUUCAACACGAUGUACGACGAUUACAAUGAUCAGUACGAUAGCUACGGCGACUACGGGCCAGUCGUGGAUACUCACACCGAUGAGUAUGACAGGGACGCAUACCGCCAGGUGCCCGAACUGGUCAGAAAAUUCCUGAUAUAUUUUCGGAACUGCAUAAACGAAGGAGUAAUAUUCGAGGUUCAAACCCUCUACGAGAAUUCCUUUCCAAAACUGUCUGAGCAGUUCUUCGACAAACAGUCGUGGCCUGACGAGACGGAUGUUGCCCACAUCGUCGACAAUGACCCAGUGUUCUUGGUCCUCUACAAGGAACUCUACUACCGGCACAUUUAUGCCAGAAUUCCGGGUGGUCCAACCCUGGAGCAGCGGUUUGGUUCUUUCUUCAAUUACUGCGAUCUUUUUAACUAUAUUCUCAGCGCAGAGACUCCUGUUCCAUUGGAACUCCCCGAUCAAUGGCUGUGGGAGCUGAUCGAUGAGUUUGUUUACCAGUUUCAGUGCUUUGCUCAGUACCGUGCCAGGCUGUUGAAAAAGACACCUGAGGAGAUAGAAAACUUGAAUGCGCAUAAUAACAUAUGGAGUGUACUUUGUAUUCUCAAUGUUUUACACUCGCUAGUUGAUAAAUCAAAGAUCAAGAGUCAGCUUGAGGUCUACGCCAGUGGUGGAGACCCUGAUUCCGUUGCUGGGAGUUUUGGCAGACACUCCCUGUAUAAAAUGCUUGGAUAUUUCUCGCUGGUAGGUCUCCUUCGGCUCCACUCUUUGCUUGGAGAUUACUAUCAGGCUAUAAAAGUUCUUGAGAAUGUGGAACUUUACAAGAAAAGUGCGUAUUCGCACGUCCCAGCCUGCCAGAUUUCUACAGCCUACUAUGUCGGCUUUGCUUACAUGAUGAUGCGCCGGUACGCUGAUGCCAUAAGGACCUUCUCGAGCAUCCUACUUUAUAUUCAGCGCACUAAGCAACUCUUCACAUCAAGAAGCUACCAAAAUGAUCAAAUAAACAAACAGACUGAGCAGAUGUACCACCUCCUUGCAAUCUGUCUAGUUCUUCACCCUCAAUGCAUCGAUGAGGUUCUACAACAGGCUCUGCGUGAAAAGAAUUACCAUGAAAAAAUGUACAAGAUGCAGUACGGCGAUCUCGCUGAAUUUGAAGCCUGCUUUCUCUACGCAUGUCCCAAGUUUUUGUCUCCUUGUCCGCCGCCACCUGAUGCUCCCAAUGAGGAUUACGUCAAAGAAGCUAUCAAGCAUCAGACCCAAGUAUUCAUGGACGAAGUUGCUCAGCAGAAAAUGUUGCCCACAAUUAGGUCCUACUUGAAGCUGUAUACUACACUUCCUCUUAGUAAACUUGCCACCUUUAUGUGCAGUAGUACAAGGCCCGAUGGGUCUUGGGACUUGGAUAAAGAGGUUGCCACAUUGGGCAUUUAUUUGCUUUGCUUCAAGCAUAAAAUGAAAAACAUUGUUUGGACUAAAGGCUCUUCGGGAUUGGAUGGAAAGUUUCAGUCUGGUUCUGAGCUGGACUUCUACAUUGAUCAUGAUAUGAUCCACAUCGCUGACACCAAGGUGGCGCAUCGUUACGGUGACUUCUUUAUCCGUAAGAUAUUAAAGUUCGAGGAACUUAAUCGCAAACUACAUAAAAUAAAGAUCUAAUAUGUGGGAAUGUGAAUUUGCAAUUAUGAUUAAUUUGUGUACACCCAAAUUUUGGAGAAUAAAUUAAUGAAACGUAAAAAUAAA